Cheilinus undulatus (humphead wrasse) is the source of this 1811-nucleotide messenger RNA. RefSeq names its product P2Y purinoceptor 13-like. The transcript has 4 exons. Bases 316 to 1359 code for a protein of 347 amino acids. Gene Ontology annotation, biological process: G protein-coupled receptor signaling pathway; negative regulation of adenylate cyclase activity. The record is from RefSeq and is a predicted model, not a curated record. Lineage: Eukaryota; Metazoa; Chordata; Actinopteri; Labriformes; Labridae. Gene Ontology annotation, molecular function: G protein-coupled purinergic nucleotide receptor activity. Gene Ontology annotation, cellular component: membrane.
UCUGAGCCUGGCAAAAUUAGCACAACAAUAGUUGUUAAAGCUGUAAAUAACAUUAGUUUGCACAAUAAAAACUGCCAGUAUUGCACAUCGUGGUUGCCAAGGCACCUGCGUCAGGGUUCAGUGUUAUUCAAAGCAGUAAGUUUUCCUUGUAAAGAUAGCACACAGGCAGAUAAACUGUCAGACAGGAAGGUAACACAUGAUAGACACAUGGAAGAGUUUAUUUUGAGAUCAUUUCAACUCUGCAGUCUCUCUGUUCAGCUAUAGUCCUGCUGUUGUCUACUACAACCUUGUUUAAGGUCCACCAAAUAUCAGAAAAUGAACAGCACCUUCUCAAACACGUCCAAGUGCAUCCGGGACACCAGUGUGACAGCUGUGGUCUUCCCCUGUCUGUACAGCAUCCUCUUUGUAGUUGCCCUCAUACUGAACUCCCUGGCUGGAUGGAUCUUCUUCAGCAUCCCCAGCACCUCAACAUUUGUUGUCUUCCUAAAAAAUGUGGUGGUGGCUGACUUGCUGAUGACCCUGACCAUCCCUCUGAGAAUCUUAAGCGACGCUGGCGUGGGUUCCUGGAAACUCCGUGCCUUCCACUGCAGAUACUCCGCUGUUCUCUUCUACAUCACUAUGUACAUCAGCAUCCUCCUGCUGGGCCUCAUCAGCCUGGACCGCUACCUGAAAAUAGUCAAGCCGUUUGGGAAGUGUGCCCUGCAGCGGGUGCGUGUCGGCCAGGUGCUGAGUGCAGGGAUCUGGGUGGUGAUGCUUUCUCUGGCAUUGCCUAAUGUUAUCCUGAGUGACCAGCCGCCACGGUUGUCUGGAGGCCGACUCAAAUGUACGUCUAUGAAGAGCAAGGCUGGCCUGCUGUGGCACGAGGGAUUCAACUACUUCUGUCAGGUGGUUUUCUGGGGCACACUAGCCUUGAUGGUGGUUUGCUACACUUUCAUAAGUAAGAAGGUUUAUGAGUCGUACAAAGCUUCAAAGAGCAAAUCUCAAGCAGCCAGUCGCAGAACCAAGGCCAAAGUGUUUGUGGUGGUGGGGGUGUUUUUCAUCUGCUUUGCCCCGUUUCACUUUGCCCGCGUGCCCUAUACUCUGACUCAGACGAGGAGCAUGGCGAGUCACUGCCGGGCACAGAACGUACUUUACAUCGCCAAAGAAACCACCUUGUGGCUGUCUGCCACCAACGUGUGUCUGGACCCGCUCAUCUACGUGUUCCUGUGCAAGGUGUUCAGGACAAAACUGACUGCUGCUCUGUGUCACAAGCUGCCUCACAAAGGUACCAUAGAGUCUCCCACGGCAACGUCGACUCAGCUGGAGAUGUCCCAGAUUGCACAAAGUAACCGUUUGCCAUGUAAUGGGACGCAACAAUAGCACAAAGAACAGUGUACUGUGGGACAUGAUAAAUAACUGUAACAAGGCGGGGAAAGGCCUUGAGAUGGUGUUUUUUUCUUGUAAAUAUUUUUUAUGAUGAUGGCUGUACAUUUUUGAGUCUCUGUGAGUGUAAAACAUGUUAGGAGUGGUCAAAAGUUUCUGAAACGGUACCAAGCACUUUUUAUUUGCUAAGUCAUCCACCACAUUUCCUUUCUCGUGCUUACUAUCAUGUUCUACUUCCUCCACCCUAAUCUUUCUCAAACUUAACUUUCCAUUUACUGAAUGUUGGUUAAAGGGGGAACAAGAUGGGUAUAUAGUCAGUCAGCAAUGAUUACAAAACAUGCAUAAAACUAUGGACUGUGUGAUAACACAAGCUGCAAUAGAUAGAACUUUCAGCUAUAACCUGUAUGUAUGACUAAUAAUAACCUUUAUAAUAAAAGUCAUAUUUUAGA